UGAUUCAGCCUGUUCUCCCGAAAUGCAGUGCGAUUGCGGCCUGGGCUGGCAGGGAAGCCGGGCUGGAGUUGUUAUCCGUUGCUAGGAGACGAGGAGCUCUAGCAGGCCGGUGGCAUUCAAGGGGCCAGGAAAGGGACUUUUAUGAAGAGACAUGAGCGAGAUGACGGCAAAGCCGGUGGAUUCCCGGGUGCUGGAGCUGGCGUCCGAACUGACCGAAAGCAGCAGCUGUUCAGUGCCAGUCCUGCUGCUGAAAUUAAAGGAGAUUUUAAAAAGUGCACCCGCUGGAAGCAAAGAACUGCAGAGAAUUAAAGAGGACCUGUAUAACUAUGGCCUCAUCCAAUAUUGCGUGCUGGUUCAGAAACAGGACUACAGUCGGGUGAAAGGAGGCUGGACGACGGCUGCAAGCCUAGCUGAUAUCCUAAGUUCCUGCUGUGUAGGACUGAAUCCCAAGAAUGACGCAGAAGAGUUCCGCUCUAAGAUCCUGCCCUCUGCCAUCCUAAACAUGCUGGUGCUGGGAAGACGGAUUCAGGCGAGAUACGUCCGCUGCGUCAAGGAUGAAGAGAGGACAGGACUGUUCCGUUGUUUCAGGCAGGUGAUGGAUUCGCUAUGCUGGCUGUUUAGCGGGCACGUGCAGCUGACAGAAAAUGUUUUCAGACAGGAACACUUCUUGCAGUUGCUGAUGACAGAUGACGUGGAGACAGGAACCUCUGUGAUGUCGGUUCUACAGAAUAUUUUGAGAGCAAACAGCGUUCUUCCAAGUCAGGUCCCAGAGGACACGUUGCACCCCAUAUUGGAUGAACUUGUUUACAAGCUGUCAGCUUCGUCCAAUCCCGUCAUUGGGAACGCUGCUACCCGUUCGUUACUCCUCAUACUGGAGUCCAGUCCGGAUAUUGUACGAUUGGUGGGCACUCGGUAUAAAGGGCUGCGAUCUCUGCUGAGCAAGCAAUGGACUGGAAAAGGUUUUGGCCGAGAGCUCAGCCGACUCCUGGAUCUGCUUUACUCUACCUCUUACCAGCAGCAGGAGAUGCAGAGACUGCACCGCGCCGCCCUCACCAUUCAGGCUGCGUGGAGGGGAUUCCUGGUGCGGAAGAGGGUGAAGAAGCUGCCGCGGGUGGUGACAUCUCUACAGAGAAGCUUUAGAGCGAAAAGGGAGCAAGAAAUGACUCAAAGACAAAUGGAGAAGCACAUGCAGGAGAUCCAGGAGAGGUCUGCACUGAUCGUUCAGAAACAAUGGAGGGGAUAUAAAGCCAGGAGACACUUUCACCUCGAAAAACAGACCCUGAAACAAUUCAAGGCGGCCGUCACCAUUCAGAGAGCUGCCCUGAGGUUCCUAAAUAGACGGAGACGACUGCGGGAAUCGUUAUCUCCUUGGAAAAAGCAGCAGGAUCUGAGUGAUGAGCAGCGACAGCGGCUCCAGCAGAAAGUGGACACUCAUCUCCAGCUCCACCCGGCCCAGCAGAGGUCCCCAGAACAAAGCCAAGAGCUGCAUGCUGCCGUCCAGGAGAAGCUGGGACAGUUCCUGCUGAAGAGAAAGCACGAGCAGAGAGCGGAGCAACGCAGAGAAGCCCUCCUGGCCCAGAUCAACACUGAUAUUAAUAUGCUGAUGGGGGCCCCCAGCCUAAAAGAAGCCACGGACAAAGAUAUCGACCUUUUCACCAGCAGAUCCAUCCCUGUGGCCCUGAAGGCCAAACAGAGCCACAGCACCAUGCUGAAACGCAGCCGCUGGCCCUGGUGGAAGAAGCUGAGCGAUGAGUUUGUAGAGGAAGAUGACAGCUUUGCAAGCAACAUUCCUGACCUGGACCACGGGAUAAUAUUCAUCGCUGGAAGCAAAAAGCCGUAGCCACCGCACCAACCCUCAGCUUUAACCAUCCCGCCCCAUGACAUCUGUCCGAGAU
Molecule: messenger RNA, 1895 nt
Organism: Nanorana parkeri
Lineage: Eukaryota; Metazoa; Chordata; Amphibia; Anura; Dicroglossidae
Gene: IQCB1
Product: IQ motif containing B1
Exons: 14
Coding region: 152-1840 (562 amino acids)
Biological process (GO): cilium assembly
Cellular component (GO): cilium
Molecular function (GO): calmodulin binding
Source: RefSeq, a predicted model, not a curated record